Pristis pectinata (smalltooth sawfish) is the source of this 4422-nucleotide messenger RNA. Its product is annotated as ATPase family AAA domain-containing protein 2-like. Gene Ontology annotation, biological process: positive regulation of transcription by RNA polymerase II. Lineage: Eukaryota; Metazoa; Chordata; Chondrichthyes; Rhinopristiformes; Pristidae. Bases 104 to 4171 code for a protein of 1355 amino acids. The record is from RefSeq and is a predicted model, not a curated record. The transcript has 28 exons. Gene Ontology annotation, molecular function: ATP binding; chromatin binding; ATP hydrolysis activity. Gene Ontology annotation, cellular component: nucleus.
AGGCGAGGCGAACGGUGCUACGGGAGGAGGUGCGCGGGAAAGUUCUGGCGCUGGAAUUGGCGGCGGUUAACGGUCGGUGGUUGCCGCUCGCCGCCUCGCCACCAUGGUGAUGCUGAGGAGCGGCGCGUCCCUGUGCCUCAACUCCAGCUCCGAGUUCAUCGCCUUGUCUGUCGGCGACAGCCCGGCUUUCGGCAAGAGAGGCCGGGGCUCGUCGAGGUACUUAUCCAGGAAUGUGAAGGAAAGCAGCAAUGGUAAUCUGUUCCCUGUCUUGAAUAAGAAAACUCAGUUGCACCUAACUGACACCUCCUUAGAUUCAAGUUGCAAUGAAAAGACCAUGGAAGAGUCGUGUGAUAAUGGGGAAGAAGUACAAUCAUUUACCAGGCAAUCAGUAAGACUAAAAACAAAAGGUAGAAAUAAAGUUCCCAUCACCCGAUCAGUCCAGUGCAACAGAUCUGAAAUGGAAGUGGAUGGAGUGCAAGAAGAAGGUGGUAUUGAUACAGAAGUGCGGCGCAGUUGUCGGCUCCGAAGAAAUCGCUACAACACCUUAAACCAAUCUGUGCUCUUUGAUAAAUUGAUCACAAACACUGCUGAAGCAGUUUUGCAGAAAAUGGAUGACAUGAAGAAACUGCGUCGUCAGAGAAUGAGAGAAUUGGAGAAUUUAAGAGUAAUCAAUGAUACAGAAGAAGAAGAAGAGAAUCUGGAUGUGUAUUCAUGUGUGAAAAAGAAAAGAACAACUCAAACAAUAGAUGAAGAAACCACAGAGGAUCAUGAAGAUGGGAGUGGUGAGUUAUCUGAAGAGGAGGGUGAAGAUAGAGAAGAAGAUGGCGAAGAGGGCACUCCAAAGCGCUACUAUUUACGCCAAAGGAAAACUGUUGUGAAAUGCCAAGCCCCAGAACCAGAAAGAAAGCGAACCAUAUUUUAUCGUGGUCCCACUUCUCCUGUGAGACAAAGAUAUCGAUUUAGUACUUCAGGCUCUCGUAGUCCCUACCGCAAGAGAAAAAUAACCAGGCGAAGACAUGCAAUACACAGCAGUGAUUCGACCUCCUCUUCAUCAUCUUCAUCUUCUGAUGAGGAAGAGGGGCACUUUGAGAGAAGAAGAAACAAAACAAGGAGCAGAGCACUUUUGAGAUGUCUCCCACUGAAUGUUAGGAAAGAUGACAUGAAAGGAAUUUACAGAGAUCGGAUGAAAAUAGGUGCUAGCCUGGCAGAUGUGGAUCCAAUGCAAAUUGACACUUCUGUUCGUUUCAGUAGUGUGGGUGGACUUACAAGCCAUAUUGCUGCACUGAAGGAGAUGGUGGUUUUUCCAUUGCUUUACCCUGAAGUCUUUGAGAGGUUUAAGAUUCAGCCUCCAAGAGGCUGCUUAUUCUAUGGUCCUCCUGGGACAGGGAAAACCCUUGUUGCCAGAGCUUUGGCUAACGAGUGCAGCCAGGGAGAUCGGCGAGUGUCCUUCUUCAUGCGAAAGGGUGCAGACUGCCUCAGUAAGUGGGUAGGGGAAUCUGAACGACAGCUUCGGUUACUUUUUGAUCAGGCCUAUCUUAUGCGCCCUUCAAUUAUCUUCUUUGACGAAGUAGAUGGCUUGGCUCCUGUUCGUUCCAGCAGACAGGAUCAGAUACAUAGUUCCAUAGUUUCUACUUUGCUGGCAUUGAUGGAUGGGCUGGAUAGCAGAGGUGAGAUUGUGGUGAUUGGGGCAACAAACAGACUGGAUUCCAUUGAUCCUGCUUUAAGAAGACCUGGGCGGUUUGAUAGGGAAUUUCUUUUUGGUCUCCCAGACAAAGAUGCCCGUGAAGAGAUUUUGAAAAUCCAUACCAGGGACUGGAAUCCAAAGCCAUCAGAUGCAUUUCUCCAGGAACUGGCAGAGAAGUGUGUAGGUUAUUGUGGUGCCGAUAUUAAAGCUGUCUGUGCUGAAGCAGCACUGUGUGCCCUGCGUCGUCGGUACCCCCAGAUUUAUGUCACCACUGAGAAAUUGCUGCUAGAUGUAUCUUCCAUUAACAUCACAGCACAAGAUUUUGUGAAGGCCAUGCAAAAGAUCAUGCCCGCUUCUCAGCGGACAGUGGCCUCUCCUGCACAGGCACUGUCAUUUGUUGUCAGGCCACUCCUGGAGAACACCUUCAGUAGAAUUCUAAAUGUGUUGGAAAAGAUUUUCCCAUAUGCAGAACAAGACUUUAAAAAGAAUGGCGAGAUUGAUGGAAUAAGCCACAUACUUAAUGAUGGUAUCUACAGUGAUGAUGAAGGUCCAUCUGUUUUUGAAAAUGGACCAAAUCAAAAAUCGUCCAGUAAACAGGACCAUGGCAGAUCUUUCCUCAGUUACAGCAGGUGUGCCUAUCACCAACCAACCUCUUACAGACCAAGGUUACUGCUGGCAGGGGUACGGGGUUCAGGUCAGAGUUCUCAUCUAGCCCCUGCCCUGCUUCACAAUUUGGAAAGAUAUGCAGUGCAUACACUAGAUCUUCCAGUGUUAUAUGGUGUUAGUACCACAUCACCCGAAGAAACCUGUGCAAUGUUGUUCCGAGAAGCUCGAAAGACAGCCCCAAGUAUAUUGUACAUUCCUCACAUUGAUCAAUGGUGGGAAUCAGUUGGAGACACCUUGAGAGCUACGUUCAUUUCAUUACUUCAAGAUAUUCCUUCGUUUACCCCAAUCUUGCUACUGGCAACAUGUGAUGUUCCACAUAAUGAGCUGGCGGAAGAGGUAAAAGAAUUGUUUGCUCGCCAUUCUGGAGAAGUUUUCAAUGUUCCACUUCCUAACAAUGAAGAAAGGAAGAAGUUUUUUGAAGACCUGAUACUGAAGCAGGCUGCAAAGCCCCCAUCGUCCAAGAGGAAAGCUAUUCUUCAGGCUUUGGAAGUCCUUCCAAUUGCACCACCACCAGAACCACAGCGUCUCUCUGAGGAGGAGGUAAAGCGGCUCGAAGAGGAAGAGGAAGGCACUUUACGGGAGCUCAGGCUUUUCCUUCGAGAUGUGACACACAGACUGGCAAACGACAAACGCUUUAGAGCUUUCACCAAGCCUGUUGAUGUAGAGGAGGUUCCAGAUUACUGCACAGUUAUCAAGCAGCCAAUGGAUCUCUCGACAAUAAUGUCAAAUAUUGAUCUGCACAAAUACAUGACUGUAAAAGAGUAUCUGCAUGACAUAGAGUUGAUCUGCAAUAAUGCACUGGAGUAUAAUCCGGACAGAGAUCCUGCUGAUCGUUUAAUCAGACACAGAGCCUGUGCUUUGAAAGACACUGCCUAUGCGAUUAUGAAAUCUGAACUUGAUGAAGAAUUUGAAAAACUCUGUGAAGAAACUCAAGAAUCUCGAAAAAACAGAGGCUGUUACUCUUCCAAAUUUGCACCCAUAUUUUAUCAUGUGCUACCAAAGAAUUCCACCGUAGAUAAAAGGUCAGAUCUGGAGCUUUCCUCUCAAAGAGUUGACUUAUCCUCACCAGUAUCUGCAAGCACACCUUCAACUUUAGGUCAUUCAAAGAGGAAAUACCGUCGAAGUAGAUGGCACCGUGGUAUAUAUAAAUGUAAACGCAAGAGGCCGUCACAAAACAUUUCUGAGGAUGCAGAUAGUGAAGAUGUAAUUGAGGGAAUAGACAAUCCUGAUGAUUCAAGGGUAGAUAAGACGGACUGCAAUGAAGAUGUCUUUCUAGAAACUCAAAAGCAACAUCUCCAUAAUGGAUGUGGCAUCAAUAAAUUAACUGAAGAGAUUACUGAAGAGCAGCCUGAUGCACUUGUGUCUGCUGGUGAAAACGUAUGCAAGAAGAGAAAGCUUUCUACCAAUGAGACAAAAUGGGAAGAAAAUGAACUGGGUAAUGGGUAUUGUCAUAAAAACCAGCAACUGGAGACAAGUGAGCACAGGGAAAGGAGGGACAAACCAUAUCAUUCAGAAGAUAAUUGCUCUAUUUUGCAUAUGACCCGGAGCAAGCGAGUUCAGGUGGAACAGCAGCAACACAUUAAUGUGGAGAAAGCAAUGAAGGUCCUAUCUGAACACACUCCUUCUGUAAUUGUAGAUCAUGAAAGGCUAAUGGAUCUCUGGAAACUGAUCACUCUGAAAAGUGAAGGAUGCACUGUAACUCGCCUUGAAAAAUUGUAUGCUGUGCUCAGUCAAUGCAUCUAUUAUCAUCGUAAGGAGUUUGAUAAGACUAUGUUGAUACAUGAAAUGGAAAAUGAAGUGAGGAAGUUAUGUCAGUCUUGAGCACAUUGAACGUGAAUGGAUUUUGAAUCGAGUUUCCAGUCACUGUUUUGGACUGGUUAGUUUUUUUUAAAUAAUGUUAAUGGUUGUAACAAUUAAAAAGUAUUCCCAUUUAUUAACCAAAGCAAGUUAUAUUUUUAAUGUAAAUAUAUUCCAGCAAAAAAUGUAUUAUGUUAAGCUAAAGCUUUUGCCAUAUGUUUAUAAUCGCUACCUUUUGUAAUUUGUAUAAAAUAUAAUAAAUUUUGAUGAAAGAA